Musa acuminata subsp. malaccensis (wild Malaysian banana) is the source of this 773-nucleotide messenger RNA. The record is from RefSeq and is a predicted model, not a curated record. Lineage: Eukaryota; Viridiplantae; Streptophyta; Magnoliopsida; Zingiberales; Musaceae.
CAUAUAGUCCAUUAGAAUUUUGUUCUCCACAGAUUAAGGUAAAUGGCAGCCAUCCUAUCAGCAAUGCGUUACGUAAGCCAUUAAACAUCAAUCUGAAUUCCUAAAUGUCCGUCUCGAAACUCGUAUGAUCAUGGAACCGGCAUCAGCUACACAUGCCUUAUUCGAUCUUUCUGACUCCACCUUGACCUCCUUCGAUCUCGAUGACGCAAGGGUUUCAAGCGUUGAUGCACCGGUACAAGCAAGACCAGCUCGAUCUCGCUCCCAUGAUGCUGCCUUCGACUCGGCAAAAGGCUCCACAGUUGCUGAUGAGGAUUCUGAAGGAGAAUUAGGUGCGUUGUCGAACGCUGGGACAUGCUAUCAUCGCGAACAACCGGAGGAGGGUUCCGAGGAGGCCGAGGAUGACGACGGCGACUCCGUUACCGACCUUCUUCACGUGGAGACUGUAAGGCAGAAGAUUGAGGUGUUGGCUGCAAUGGUGGGCAUGGAAGAAUCAGAUGAACCUGGGGCGGUGUUGGGCGAGGUUGUGAAGGUUCUCAAGGAGUUGGAGAGGAAAGCAGAGCGUGUCGCUUGUAGGAUGGAAACAACAGAGGAAUAAACCCUGCACUGCAGGAUUCCAAUGCAUUGCAAUUGGACCAAAUGUAGCUUUAUGUUAUCUAUCCUGAGAAAAAUAUGGUUCCUUGAUCUGUCUCUGUGCUUGUUUCGGAUUAAUCCAAUGCACUGGAGUUUGCAACAUGAUGAUCAACGGAUAAUUGAAGGAUCAUUACCGGCAACCA